AUGCAUCAUAGCGGGGGCAUCAUAGGUACAUCGAUAGCAUACUACCUGUCUCGCCAUCCAAACGUUCGUGCAUCAAUAGGAAAUACUGCAAUUCAUCUUAUCGAAGCAUCAUCGAUCGCGGCUGGAGCGUCAGGAAAAGGCGGUGGCUUUAUUGCUAAGGAUUGGCACGCUGAGCCAACUGCUUCGUUGGGCGAACUCUCUUUUCGACUACACGAGGAGCUUGCCGAUGAACAUAAUGGGCAAGAGAAAUGGGGUUACCGAAAGCUUACUACCUUGGGUAUAGACAGAAUCAUUGGGAAAGAGCAGGAGGAUGGUGGGAGCAGGAGAGUCGCAGUGAAUGGACUUGAGGUUGAGUGGCUUAAGGAUGCCGAUAGCCUCGUCCUUGGUGGAGAGCAUAGUACCGCCCAAGUUCACCCUCUCCUAAUGUCUGAGUCUUUGAUCGAAUUAGCGAUGGAGACGGGACGAGUCAAAGUGACCAUGGGGGAAGUGAACGGUAUCGAAUCUAUCAGCCUGGGUUCAAACAUCGUCAAUGUCCGCUUACAAAGUGGAGAGGUAACUGAACUAGGAGCGACGGAUGUCGUCUUUGCCGCAGGACCUUGGACAGGCAAACUGGCGAAGAAAUUACUUGGAAGAAAGGCUGAUGCUGCUGGUGACAUUGUAUCUAGCAAUCUGUCAACAUCAAUAGUUCUCUCACCACCAUCAUCUCAUAGAUUUUCUCCACAUGCGCUAUUUUGCACGCUUGUGCUUCCAAACGGCCAAAUUGCACAGCCAGAAUUCUACCCUCGCCCCGACAAUACGCUCUACGUAUGUGGUGCGGGGCUCACAGACAAGACUCCACUUCCUCUCAGCUGCGCAGACGUCAAGUAUAACAGCGAAGGCGAAGAGCGACUGAAAGAACGUGUUCGACAAGUGGUCAAGGAUGAGUGGAUCGAGGGUGCAUUUGACCGCUCAGAUUUUAUCGUUCAGGCCUGCUACAGGCCUGACUCGAGUAAGACCGGUGCCCCGAUCAUCGGUAAGGUUAGCGAAGGGCGAGUGCAUGUUUGUAACCUUUUUUCUUGGCCUGCUCUUAUCUGGGUUGGCAGAAUCUGGAUAGCAAGUGGGCACCAAGUUUGGGGUAUUUGCUUAGCUCCGGGGACUGGGAAGGUGAUGGUGCGUUUCCAGCUCCAAUUCAUCAGGCCAACGGCCAAUAUCAACCAAAGGCAGAGCUGAUGAUCGACGGGGAAGCCAUCUCUUCCGACAUAGAAUUGCUGAGGCCUUACUGAACAAGUGCUCCACGAGGUUGGAAUAGUACCUCGUUAUUAAACGGUUGGAAUUCAAGUACAGUCCUCCC
Cantharellus anzutake is the source of this 1330-nucleotide messenger RNA. RefSeq names its product FAD dependent oxidoreductase. Gene Ontology annotation, cellular component: cytoplasm; late endosome. The record is from RefSeq and is a predicted model, not a curated record. The coding region runs from base 1 to 1209 and encodes 402 amino acids. Lineage: Eukaryota; Fungi; Basidiomycota; Agaricomycetes; Cantharellales; Hydnaceae. The transcript has 4 exons. Gene Ontology annotation, molecular function: oxidoreductase activity. Gene Ontology annotation, biological process: retrograde transport, endosome to Golgi.